Nyctereutes procyonoides (raccoon dog) is the source of this 5207-nucleotide messenger RNA. It is a transcript of the gene EDA, whose product is annotated as ectodysplasin A. Gene Ontology annotation, cellular component: membrane. Bases 216 to 1439 code for a protein of 407 amino acids. NCBI's taxonomy places the organism in Eukaryota, Metazoa, Chordata, Mammalia, Carnivora, Canidae. The record is from RefSeq and is a predicted model, not a curated record. Gene Ontology annotation, molecular function: death receptor agonist activity; tumor necrosis factor receptor binding; death receptor binding. Gene Ontology annotation, biological process: immune response; animal organ development. The transcript is spliced from 9 exons.
UCUCCCCUGUCCCUCCUCCUCCCUUUCCCACCCCUCUGAGUGGAGCUGCACAUGCGGCAGCUCCCUGCUCCGUUCCGCCCAGCCUCCGUUGCUUUGGAACGGGUGCCUGCAGCCCCUAACCGAUGGCAGGGCAGUAGCUGCCUGUCAGGGGUCCUGAACGGCUGAGGCAGACGCGGAGGCUCCAGGGCCUCAGAGAGUGGGUGUCUCCGGAGGCCAUGGGCUACCCAGAGGUAGAGCGCCGGGAACCUCUGCCCACAGCAGCGCCGCGGGAGCGGGGGAGCCAGGGCUGCGGCUGUCGCGGGGCCCCUGCCCAGGCGGGUGAAGGGAACAGCUGCCGUCUCUUCCUGGGUUUCUUUGGCCUCUCGCUGGCCCUCCACCUGCUGACGUUGUGCUGCUACCUAGAGUUGCGCUCCGAGUUGCGGCGGGAACGGGGAGCCGAGUCCCGCCUUGGCCCCGGCACCCCUGGCACCCUGAACAACCCCGGUGGCCUCGACCCUGACGGUCCCAUCACUCGCGACUCCGGGCAGCCAUCACCUCAGCAGCAGCCGCUGGAACCAGAAGAAACCACACUCCCCCCACACUCCCAGGACGGGCACCAGAUGGCCCUUCUGAAUUUCUUCUUCCCUGAGGAAAAAUCAUACUCUGAAGAUGAAAGGCGUGUUCGCCGCAAUAAAAGAAGCAAAAACAGUGAAGGAGCAGAUGGUUCCUCUCUUCUUAGGAAACAGUUUAAUGGGAGUAGCUGUAAGGGGAAAAAAGAAUACAAAGGUCCAGUUAAAAACAAGAAAAAGGGAAAGAAGGCAGGACCUCCUGGGCCCAAUGGCCCUCCAGGCCCUCCAGGCCCUCCAGGCCCCCAGGGACCCCCAGGGAUUCCAGGAAUUCCUGGGAUUCCAGGAACAACUGUUAUGGGACCACCUGGCCCUCCUGGUCCUCCUGGUCCUCAGGGACCCCCUGGCCUACAGGGACCUUCUGGUACUGCUGAUAAAGCUGGACCUCGAGAAAACCAGCCAGCUGUGGUGCAUCUACAGGGCCAAGGGUCAGCAAUUCAAGUCAAGAAUGAUCUUUCAGGUGGAGUGCUCAAUGACUGGUCUCGCAUCACCAUGAACCCCAAGGUGUUUAAGCUACAUCCCCGCAGCGGGGAGCUGGAGGUACUGGUGGACGGCACCUACUUCAUCUAUAGUCAGGUAGAAGUAUACUACAUCAACUUCACUGACUUUGCCAGCUAUGAGGUGGUGGUGGAUGAGAAGCCCUUCCUGCAGUGUACCCGCAGCAUUGAGACCGGCAAGACCAACUACAAUACUUGUUAUACUGCAGGCGUCUGCCUCCUCAAAGCCCGGCAGAAGAUUGCGGUGAAGAUGGUGCAUGCCGACAUCUCUAUCAAUAUGAGCAAGCACACCACCUUCUUUGGGGCCAUCAGGCUGGGUGAGGCCCCAGCAUCCUAGACUCCCUCCUGUUUUCUGCCCCUGCCCAUGCCCCUGUUCCAGGUUUGGGAGCCAGGACUCCCAGAACCUCACAGUGCUGCUGUGGAGUGAGGUAUGUGGGUGUUGCAGCCACAGAGAUCAAUACCCCAGUGCUAUUUAUUCCCCAGUGACUCCAGGAUGAGAAGGCCUGCUUAACUUUUCAGAAUGACCUUGGAUUAACAGGAUGGUUGAUGGGGCCCCAGGGCUUGCAGGAAGCAGGACCCUCUUCCUCUGCUCCAUGUCAACUGGAUUAUGGCAUGACUCUUCAACCUCCACGUCCCUGUGGUCAGAGUUACAGUUUCUUGCACUAAAAUGGGGUUCCAGGGCAGCAGGCAAGAGAAAGCAAAGGUGUACUCCAGACUGUGGGGGCAAGCCUCUGAUCCUAAGUGGCUGUUGUUCCUCUCUUGGGUAGGGCUGGGGUCAAGAGUUGGGGGGAAGGAGAGUGUUGAAGCCAAAGCAGAGGGGCAGGGAGGGGAAAGGCAGCCACUUGCAGCAGAGAACUAGGGAGAAACCUGCCAAGCAGGCAUCCUGGGAAAUGGAAGCCUUGCGGAUCCACGAGGUGGCCCUGCUGGAGGGUCAGAGGGUCGGAGAGCUCUUCCUACUCAGGCUGAGAGCCACUUGGCAGCUUGCCGGGCUUUGGGGACAAGGAGGUUUGCUCUUCUCCAAGCAGUUGCAGGGAAUGGCCACAAACCCUCCUGCACAAGAACCUGAGGGCAAAUUUGGGGCCGCACGUCUUUCACUUUGUUUACAGCCACGUUCCAUGCUCAGAAAAAUCUCUGGGUCCCCUCCUGAUCGCCCCCUUUCCCAGCCUGACCAGAACUCCUGUCUUCUUUCUCCACAGAGCCUACCUCUGUGUAAGACAGGUGCCUCACCUGGGACUUGUGCUUAUGUGAGUCUGGGAUACUCUUUCAAUGACCUGGGCACAACGAGACUUUUCUGUUUAUUAAGCAAUGCAAAUAUUCAUCUAGUCAACUUGUGUCUGGGGACAAAGGGUUGGACUGGAUGACCUCUGGGAGUUCCUUCAAAUUCGAAUAUCUAGGCAGCUUCUAUGAUAACCUAAGAAAAUUCACAACCCCUAGCCUGUUCCUCCUAGGCAUCAGCAAGGCAGAACUUUUCUGCCUGACUUCAAAAGGGCAAGAAGUGAGAUAGGACAGUGGGGUCUUGUUUUGUUUUUUGAGUUUGCUGUGACCCAGUGGCCAUUAGCCUAGUCCCUACCCAAAAGGACAGCAGCUGAUGCCCUACUGACCCACCUUGCUUCACUCUGGCUUCAGAAAGCCACAGCAGAGUCACCAAAGAUUCCAGUGCUGAUGGUCUGAUUCUAGGCUCAAGAGAAGCCAGCAUCUAGGCAUUGGGCAAGGCUCUGCCCUGUAGUCAGAUCCAAGGACACCUCCCCACCUCCUGACCCCAGCUUCCCCAUUGGAUCAUAUAAUGGGACCACUCAAGGGCCUUAUCUCUAACUGCCCUGGGGCCAGCCUGGUUUCUGGAUGAUGGGUCUAGCCCAAAGCUGGGACAGGCCAAUCUUGUACAGUGUGCUACUUUAGCUCCCAAAACAAGUUACCUUUGAGGGGAUGGGCAAAAGUCCCUUCAGGCAGCUAAAAUCCACCAAGAACAGGUACUCAUUUCUCCACUGUGCCUUCCCUUUCCGAACAAUUGUAAUGCUCAGCCCUUCACAGGUCAGGGCCCAAGGUGGUGGGCUAUGCCUCCGUUGCCUGGUUGCUAAUGACAACCUUGCAAACCAAUUUGGGGUGGACUUUAGGCAUGUGUCUGGCCCAGGCUCCUGUAAAGUGCCUUAGGCAGUCCUCAGUUGUAGCAAAAACUGAAGGGAACCCCCCUUCAAAUUUGGAAAGUACUUUCUCUCUCAUUAUCUCCUUUGAGAAUAUGAUGAAUCCCAUUGUUUAGACAAGGCUCUCAGAGGUGAAGUGCUUUGACCAGGAUCUUAACCAGUUUAAGCCUCAGACCUGGCAGGUCUAACUCCAAAGCUAUGCCAUUAUGCUGCAGCAUUGAUUUGAAUUUGUGGUCUAGAGAGAACCAAUAAAAAUGGGAAUAAGGACCCAAAAUUCUUCAGUGUCCCAGAGAGAAAUGCAGAAAUGCUCAUUUACAUUUCUUGAUGGUAAUUCCUUGAUGUUCUUUUGGCUGCCAGGGGCUUUGUGGCAAAAGAGUAGGACAUUUCUUUGGGAAACACCCAUCAGCCUUAGAGCUCUUUUGGUCAGAAGAAUUGUCUUGGCACCAUGUCUAAGCAGCAGGCCUCCAGUACCCACAGAACUGUACCCCUUAUGGUCUUCCACCCACCCAAUGAAUGACCCAACCACCCAUCGUGUACAGAAACCCCUGCCACAGGCAAAGUUGUCCACUGGUUCCCCUACAGACAGGUUAUGGGAGCUAGUCCACUUCCCACAGCAACUAAGGGACUCCUUAGCCCUUUCUCCCAUACCACAGAGAGCUUUGUACCCCCAGGAUGUCUCCUAAUGGAGGAAAGACCUGAGAGAGGACUGGCUCUAAAGCCAAAUGUGUGUGAGGAGAGGGAAGGAAAAGGCUUCUUAAUUGUACCCCUAAGGAACAGUCUGACACCCACCCUGUUGUCCAGGCAUGGAGGGGAUCAUAGUGGGAAUAGAAUUUGCACAGGACCCUUUAGCCAUUAUGAAUCCUCAAAAGGAACUAGAGGGGGGGAAGGUGAUGAAGGAAGCAAUAGACAGCUGGGGAGCCCUGUUGCAGUGAAGUCAUUGGCAAAGUGAUGAAGCAAUUUACUAGUAAGAGGAUGUGGAAAUAGAUUUACAGUCUGGAAUUGCGCUGACCUGAGUUCACCAGAGGGCCAAGGCUAGCAUAGAGAAUGGGAAUGAGGACAUUUGUGAGCAAGCAGAUGGCAGAGGUUUGAAGGAGAAUUGCAUGGCGGAGGCCUUUGCCAGCUGCUUGGGCUUCAGCAGCCAAAGCUGGCAUAAAAGGCAGCCAUUGGGGGCUGCUUUGCCACUGGUUUCUUGGGAAAUGUAGCCUUUGCCUUCUGUUCCCCUGCAUCCAUCCUGAGCCAAAUUUCUUUUGCUAAGCAGGAAAGGGCCAGGAACAAAGACUUUGAUCCAUGUGUGAGUAUGUGUGUUUUAUGUAACUUCCAGUGGAUGCAGAUAGAUUUCAGAGAAAUUUAGAGCAAGAACCAGAGGCCCAGAGAUGGAAGGCGACCUGUCCAAAGUGAACAAGCCGUGACCUACAGACUCAAAGGAGUGAGGGGGUGGAGCAGUCUCUGUCCCAUGGGGACCCCUCCUUUCUUCUGCCCAGAGACUCAAGGCUAGAAGCACUCCCUUUCAGGAGCCCGGCAGGGCAGGGAAAAGAGCAGCUGCAGCUGCCACCAGAACUCUUAUCCCCGAGACAUUCUCCCUGCUCCGGUCUCUGGACUGGAAGGCUCUGGGUUGGCCCAAUACCAGGAAGUUCUGAGGCUCCCAUGGCAUUGCCUCAGCCUCCCUUCCCUGCCCAGAGGCUCCCCUAGGCCAUGUGAACACAAAGAAGGAACCUAUCGUUUCUUUUGAUUCCUGUCAGAGCUUUCUCCAAAAGGACUUGGGGUGUGUCAUUUCUUGAUCCAAAAUACUUCCACCUGGGGUGAGGGGGUGAGCUUUGUGGUGAGAAUGGCCUGGAGUAGGCCCAGUGCUGCUUUGGGGGGGGGUCAUCAUCCAGUGUGAGAUACUAUGUAUAUAAACUAUAUAUAAUGUAUAUAAACUGGGAUGUAAGUUUGUGUAAAUUAAUGGUUUGUUCUUUGCAAAUAAAGCU